Apis mellifera (honey bee) is the source of this 2495-nucleotide messenger RNA. RefSeq names its product protein fem-1 homolog B. The coding region runs from base 363 to 2327 and encodes 654 amino acids. Gene Ontology annotation, molecular function: protein binding. The transcript has 9 exons. The record is from RefSeq and is a predicted model, not a curated record. NCBI's taxonomy places the organism in Eukaryota, Metazoa, Arthropoda, Insecta, Hymenoptera, Apidae.
UGUUUCAAUUUUCUGUUUAACGUUUUCAAAAAUGAAGUGAAUGUGACUAAAAUAGAACUUAUGAUAGUAUUAAUAUGUAUUGAAAGUCUGAAAAUAAUUAUUAAGUUGUUAUAAAAAUAGAAGUGAGUGAAAAAAAAGUGAAUGAAAUUGACUAAUAUUUUAUUGUAUUAUUGCAAGAUUAUUGAUAUAUUAUAUACUUUUGAAAGAAAUUUAAGAUUUUUCUAAUAUUCAAUGUAUAUUAUGAAAGUUUCAAGGUUAGAAUGACCAACAAAUUUCGUGAAGAAGGAGAACUAUAUACAAUACUAAAAGUAUUUUUGUAACAUACUUAAUAUAAAAAAUUUAUAAAAUAGAUAUUCGAGAAAAUGGAAACUAUUAAAUUAAAUGAAAAUCCAGUACAAAUAUCACAAUUUUUAACGCGUGUUUAUUAUGCUGCUAAAGAUGGUAUGGCUAUUAUUCUUUAUAAUCUUCUUAGUAGCCAAGAUCCUAACAUGGUUAAUAUUAUUAUUAAUCAAAAAGUAUUGGAAGAUGAUGGACAGCAUUGUACACCUUUAAUAGUAGCUGCACGUUAUGGUCGUAUUAAAGUAGUUAAAAUAUUACUUGAUAAAUUUAAGCCUGACUUGGAGCAGGAAGGAUCAGUUAAAUUUGAUGGAUAUAUUAUUGAAAGAGCAACUGCUUUAUGGUGCGCUGCUGGUGCAGGACAUUUGACAAUUGUGAAGAUAUUAGUAAAAGCUGGUGCCAAUGUUAAUCAUCCUACUAAAAGUUUAUCUACUCCAUUGAGAGCAGCUUGUUUUGAUGGACGAUUAGAUAUAGUCAAAUAUUUAAUAGAGCAUAAUGCAGAUAUAAAUAUUUUAAAUCAAUUUAAUAAUACAUGUCUAAUGAUUGCUUCAUAUAAGGGUCACUUAGAUAUAGUGACAUUUCUUUUGCAAAAAGGUGCAAAUCCAAAUGAAAAAGCAAAUUGUGAUACUACUGCAUUACAUUUAGCAGCUGAACGUGGAUAUACUAAUAUAGUAUCCGUAUUAUUAAAAUAUGGAACAAAUAUGACAAAAGAUACUAAUGGAAUGACACCAUUGACAGUAGCAGCUGAACGGACUAGAGCUGAAGUUGUAGAAUAUAUAAUAAAAAAUGUGAAACUUACUAAAGAAGAAACAAUUGAAGCUUAUGAACUUCUUGGCGCAUCUUAUGCUAAUGAUGAACGCAAUUAUUGUUUAAUAUUAGCAUAUAAAUAUUUAUGGAAAGCAAUGAAAUAUAGAUUUAAAGAUCGACGAAAUAUUAUUUAUAAAAAAUUAGGUGAAGGUAUAAAAGCAUAUGAUAAUUGGAAAGAAUGUGAGACUCCAGAAAAAUUGAGAAGUAUUAGAAAUAAUCAAUAUUAUAUGCAUAUGGAAUCAUUGACUAUACGAGAAAGGAUAUUAGGACAACAUAAUCCAAAACUACCACAACAUAUUGUAUUUAGAGGAGCAGUUUUUGCAGAUAGUGCUAGAUUUGAUAAAUGUAUAGAUCUCUGGCUUCAUGCAUUAUACUUGAAACAGUUAAAUAAUAUGUCAGUUAUAAAAGAUCUUUUAAGAUUUGCACAGGUAUUUUCACAAAUGAUAGAUAUAGAAGUAUAUCUUGAUCUCUCUCAUGUAUUGAAUGUUCUAGAAGCCUGUGUAACAGAACUUACUCGUAAUAAAGCUAAAGUCAAUAAUCCUGGUUCUGAGGAAGAUAUCGAACAACAUAUUGAGGAGAUUGAAUCAAAUAUUACAACUACAUUGUAUAUAGUAACAAUAUUAACAAAACUUUUAACAUUAAAUGAGAACAAAUAUGAAGAACAAGAUAAAAAUAAGGCAUAUCAUUUAGUUCAUAAACUUUGUGUUCUACGAUUACAUUUAAAAGAUGGUCAAACAUUAUUACAUCUUGCUGUAAAUGCGGCUACUGUUGUAGAUGAUUUUCAUACUAAUUAUGUUUGCAAAUUUCCUUGUGCUGCAACAGCUAAAUUAUUUAUAUCUUGUGGUGCUGAUGUAAAUGCAAUGGAUAAUGAAAGAAAUACACCAUUACAUAUUAUUGUUAGUUAUAGAGAACCUAUUAGCGAUUUUAUGACUCUUCAUUCCAUUAUUAUGGCACUUAUAGAAGCUGGAGCUCAUAUGGACAUAGUAAAUAGCAAUGGAAAAACUCCAUAUGAUGCUGUCACUACAGGUGUAGCAGAAAUAAUAUUAAGGACUCAAACAAAAUUAUCUUUAAAAUGUAUGGCUGCAAAAGCAAUAAAUGCUUAUAAUUUAUCAUAUUGUGGAAAUGUACCACGUUCUUUGGAAAGUUUUAUUAAACUUCAUGGACCUGGCUCUAAUCAAGGUUAAAAGCAAUUAUUAAAUGAAGCAGUAAUAGAUAUGUUACAUAGAUAUUUAUAUUAAAUAUAAUCAAUUAAAAUUAUUUAUUCUUGACGCGUGAGCUUUUUGAGAAUAUAAUGCAACUUUUAAAAUUAUUUAAUAAUUUCUUAUUUGAUUAAUAAGAUUUUUUAUUAACAA